Cylicocyclus nassatus is the source of this 777-nucleotide messenger RNA. Lineage: Eukaryota; Metazoa; Nematoda; Chromadorea; Rhabditida; Strongylidae. The record is from the annotation of a GenBank genome assembly.
AGAACAUGCCUGCAGAUGAUGAUGACGAUGAAUGUACAGUUUGUUAUCAAAAGAUGAUUCUUCCCACAACAGUGCCUGGUUGUGGACAUAGGUUCUGCUUUUUAUGCAUUAAAGGAGCAGCUGCUAUUGGAAACGAAAGCAAUUGCCCAAAGUGUCGAGGUGAGGUAUCGGAUGCCAUUUUUAAACGGCCAAAAGCCCGUGGAGUAACCCUUGAUAUGCACGAUCCCGAAUCUCCUAGCGUUCAACUGGCUGCGGCAAAGCCGAGUACGUCAUGGGUCCACCCGAAACGAGUAAAGAAAUCAGACAGUGGUUCCGGUCCUUCUAAGAAGAAAAACAAGGCAAAAGGUACAGAUAGUGAUGAUGAAGAUGAAAAAGAAGAGAGUCCCAAAAGCGAGUUAGAUGAGGCUGAGAAGGAACCUGAUGAGGAACCAAUGCCUGACGAAAAGGAAAGGGUCUUCUGGCUCUACAAGGGCCAUAAAGGAUGGUGGAGAUUUGAUCCAAGGAUAGAAAAGGACAUUGAAGCCGGAAUGGAAGCCACUCCAGACUCUACCGAUGUAAUUAUUUGCGGGCGAGUGUAUGUAUUGGACUUUAUACAAAUGAUACAGUAUCCAAGAGAUUCUCCGGGAAAGAUACGAGACAUAAAGCGGGUAAACAAUGCGGAAUUCAAAGCAAUGGAAGAAAAAGGAGAACUUAAAGGAAUUUCUGGUGUACGGGUUGUUUGAAGGAACAAACUUCAAAAGUCAAUCUUUCUUCCGCUGCCAUUUUCAGUCAUCGUCA